This is a messenger RNA of Bufo gargarizans (Asiatic toad), 1827 nucleotides long. It is a transcript of the gene CERS1, whose product is annotated as ceramide synthase 1. The transcript has 7 exons. NCBI's taxonomy places the organism in Eukaryota, Metazoa, Chordata, Amphibia, Anura, Bufonidae. Gene Ontology annotation, biological process: ceramide biosynthetic process. Gene Ontology annotation, molecular function: sphingosine N-acyltransferase activity. Bases 696 to 1625 code for a protein of 309 amino acids. The record is from RefSeq and is a predicted model, not a curated record. Gene Ontology annotation, cellular component: membrane.
CAUUCUAUAUACUACAGAGGGGGUCAUUCUAUAUACUAUAAAUACAGAAGUUGCAUUAUACUAUAAGGGUGUGUGUGACAGCAUUUUACAUACUAUCACUACAGGGGGCAUUAUCCUACAGGGGACAUUAUCCUACAGGGGGCAUUAUACAUCUGGACACUGCAGGGGGUGCAUUAUAUGUAGUGGCACUACAGGGGGUAUUAUAAUACAGGGGGUCAUUAUAACUGCCGUGGACACUGCGGCAGGGCUGUAUAAAUACUGGGGCACUAUAGGGGCUUUAUGACUACUGUGGGCUCUAUAGGGGUGCCUUGUAGAGGUACCUUGCUACUGUUGGGGCACUGUAGGGGCAUAUAUUUCUACUACUGGCUGUAUAGGGGAAUGUUUAAUAUUGUGGUUACUGUGUGGACAUUAUUAUUGACCACAAUAUGGAGGGCAUUACUACUAACGGGGUUGCUAUUUAGGGUACUGUAGGGGGCACAGUUACUACUGGGGGCAGUCUGGGAGCACUAUUACUAUGGGAUCAACUAUCUGUAUGGCACUGUCAUUUCUGCAGUAUAGCAUUUGGGGCACUGGGAUCACAGCGGGCACAGUAUUGGGGUAGCAGGAUGACAAUGUUGGGGCACCAGGCGAAGGAGGAUGAUGCUAGAAAAGAGAGGCAUCUAAGUUGUUUUUUUCAAACUCUGCAGAGAUGAGGCAUGGCGGAAAUAAUUUGUCAUGGCGGUCUGGUCCGAAGGGAGAAGAUGACAAAAGAGAACGUCUACAUCGAUGAGACAUCAUCAGAUCCAUUUAGUAAAUGGUGUCACCUGCGGCCAAGAGAAGCAGAAAAGGUCCCAGAGAGUGUGUGGAAACUCCUCUUCUACAGCUGCUCGUGGUCUUACUGUUCAUACCUCCUUUUCUUCACUGAACAUAACUACUUUCAUGACCCCCCUUCUACGUUCCAUGGUUGGAAGUCGGGAGUAGCUGUUCCCAAGGAAAUCGCCCUUGUGUAUCUCAUCCAAGGCAGCUUUUAUGCACACUCUACUUAUGCAACUUUGUACAUGGACGCAUGGAGAAAAGACUCAAUUGUAAUGAUUAUACAUCAUGUGGUCACUUUUACUUUAAUUUCUUUCUCAUAUGCUUUCCGAUAUCACAACAUUGGAAUUGUAGUACUUUUUCUUCAUGAUUUUAAUGACAUUUUGCUGGAAUUCACCAAACUCAACAUCUACUUCAAGACACGAGGUGGAACAUAUCACAAAAUCAACGCCAUUAUUACAGAUAUUGGAUCUGUUUUGUUCAGUGUAAGCUGGUUCUGGUUCCGACUGUACUGGUUUCCUAUAAAGGUCCUUUAUGUCACAUGCUGUUCCAGCCUUGAAUCUAAUCCAGACAUCCCUUUUUAUUUCUUCUUUAACGUCCUUCUAUUCUUAUUGACACUUAUGAAUAUUUAUUGGUUUUUGUACAUUGUAAUGUUUGUUGGGAAAGUGCUGACGGGCCAGGUUAAAGAAGUUAAUGAUGUCCGAGAAUAUGAUGUUUCUGAAGAUCAGAAAAUGGGUGUCAAGGAUCACAGCAAAACACCCCCAAGGCACAAGGAUACCAUGAAUAGCAAGCAAUACAUGUCAAAUGGAUAUGUAAAGAAAAAGAGAGCAUAAGGACGGUGAAGUAAAGUGCCAUGAGCGAUGGUCUCUUAAAUAAAGCCUUGUAUUGUCAUUCAAUGAACUGAUUUUUUUUUCUUUUUUUGCUUUAUCUACUGUAUUGUCAGAGCCUCAACAUAAUUUACCUCAAAACCUCAAGUAUUUAACGUAUUAUUGGUAAUUAACAUGUCCCUAUUGGUUUAAGGUAUAGCUGAUGCUG